UAAACUUUCUCAUAGUCAACAAAAUAGUGGCUGGGUGCUGAUUUCAUUGGAUAAGUUGGCUACAGCAUUUUAAUUAUCAUUUUACAUCUAUCUAGGUGUAGCUGAAAUUCAAAAUGCACAUCAAAGUAAAACUAUAUCACAGCUCAAUGCCAUGCUAAAUGUACUUGGCCUCUGUGGUAAAAUUCACAGUGGGUUCUGCUGGACAGAUACUGGGUUGGGCACUAUUUUAAGUGCUUUUUCUGGAUGAACUCAUUUCAUUCUCAAAAGCUCUAGGAGGUGGUCUGCUAUAAGGACUGCAGAUCGCUUUGAUCUGUAAGAUGAGGAAAGUGAGGCAGCGGUCAGGAACUUGCCCCAAGUCUCUCAGCUGGUGUGUGGUAGGGCCCGUCUGGAUGGAAUCCCAGGCAGUGUGGCUCCAGGGUCCCCUUGGCCAUCACUUCUUGCUGCUUCUAAUCACUGCAGAGGCAGCAGCGGAAGACCCACUGCCCCCUUUUCCUGGGCCCAGGAGCUGAGCUAAAGCCCCUUCCACUGCAGGCCUGGCUACAUACAUAAAUUGCGGGGCCCAGUCGAAAAUGAAAAUGCAGCACCCUUGCUUCAAAUGUUUAGAAUUUUACUCAAUGUCAAAAGAGCAUUAAGGCAGGAGCUGAGUUUUGUUUUGUUUUUUAUUUAUUUUAAAAUUUUGUUUAUCUUAUCUAGCUGUGUUGGGUCACUUGGGCUCUCUAGAACUGGCACGCAGGUUUAGUUGCCCAGCAGCAUGUGGGAUCUUAGUUUCCCAACCAGGGAUCAAACUCCAUCCCCUGCAUUGCAAGGUGGAUUCAUAACCACUAGACCACCAGGGAAGUCCCAGGAGAGCUGGGCCUUUUAAUGUGGGGCCCCAUGUGACGGCAUGGGUCUCAAGCUGCCCACAAAAGGGUGGGAGUUCCUAGGGUUAUCCCGAAGAAGACUCCUCAGUGCCCUGGGAGGCAGGUCAGUCAGUACACUCGUUAAGCAAGAAUCAAACAGGCUCAGAGAGGCGUGCUUCGUUUUGCCCCAGGUCACACAGCAGGUUAGUGGCAGAGAUGGGAUGGGAACCUGGGGCCACCGACUACAAAGCCCCCUCCCUACCGCCUGUCUAAAGGUAUCCCGGGUUUUUUUCUAAGAAGGAGAGGGCUGUGGGGCUCCAGAGAGACUUCCUUCAUAGCCCUGGUGUGUCUCUCCCUGCCCCACGCCACGUUCCAGGAGGCCUGAACGGCUGGCUCCCUUCUGCUCUCCCCUCCGCAGACACUGAGGACCACGCGUCCGUCCGUGACUCUCCCCCACCCCCCCGCACCCUCUGACCCGCCAGUCACCAUGGCUACUUCGAAGUUGCCAGCGGUGUCCGGGGAGGAGGAGACCACCAUCCUCAUGGCCAAGGAAGAGCUGGAGGCCCUGCGCACCGCCUUCGAGUCGGGCGACAUCCCCCAGGCCGCCUCCCGCCUCCGGGAGCUGCUGGCCUCCUCGGACUGCACCCGGCUGGAGGUGGGCGUCACAGGCGAAUCGGGGGCCGGCAAGUCGUCCCUCAUCAACGCCCUUCGCGGCCUGGGCGCCGAGGACCCCGACGCGGCCCUCACCGGCGUCGUGGAGACCACAAUAGAGCCCUCGCCCUACCCGCACCCGCAGUUUCCAGACGUGACCCUGUGGGACCUGCCAGGGGCCGGCUCUCCCGGCUGCUCGGCCGACAAGUACCUGAAGCAGGUGGACUUCGGCCGCUACGAUUUCUUCCUACUCGUCUCGCCCCGCCGCUGCGGCGCGGUGGAGACCCGCCUGGCCUCCGAGAUCCUGCGCCAGGGCAAGAAGUUCUAUUUCGUGCGCACCAAGGUGGACGAGGACCUGGCGGCCACGCGCAUGCAGCGGCCCUCGGGCUUCAGCGAGGGGGCUGUCCUGCACGAGAUCCGCGAGCACUGCGCCGAGCGGCUGCGCGGGGCCGGCGUCCACGACCCGCGCGUCUUCCUCGUGUCCAACCUCUCGCCCGCGCGCUACGACUUCCCGCUGCUCAUGUCCACCUGGGAGCGAGAUCUGCCCGCGCACCGGCGCCACGCCGGCCUGCUGUCGCUGCCGGACAUCUCGCUGGAGGCCCUGCAGAAGAAGAAGGACAUGCUCCAGGAGCAGGUGCUCAAGACGGCCCUGGUGUCCGGCGUCAUCCAGGCCCUGCCUGUGCCCGGGCUGGCGGCCGCCUACGACGACGCGCUGCUCAUCCGCUCGCUGCGCGGCUACCACCGCAGCUUCGGCCUGGACGACGACUCGCUGGCCAAGCUGGCCGAGCAGGUGGGCAAACAGGCAGGGGACCUGCGCUCCGUCAUCCGCUCCCCGCUGGCCAACGAGGUCUCCCCCGAGACGGUCCUGCGGCUCUACUCCCAGUCGUCCGACGGCGCCAUGAGGGUGGCCCGGGCCUUUGAGAAGGGUAUCCCGGUGUUCGGGACGCUGGUGGCCGGGGGCAUCAGCUUCGGCACCGUCUACACCAUGCUCCAGGGCUGCCUAAACGAGAUGGCCGAGGAUGCCCAGCGCGUCCGCAUCAAGGCUCUGGAGGAGGAGGAGGAGGACACUCAGCCCGAUGUCAGCCUGGAGGCGGCUGGUGACAAUGGAGUGGAGAAGCGGGGAUCCGGGGAGGGGAGCAUGGAGGAAGCCCCACUCUCCACCCGCCGGAAGAUUGGCCUCCUCCUUAAGUACAUUCUGGACAGCUGGAAGAAGCGAGACUUGUCCGAAGACAAAUGAAAGCGCAGCCCUUACCCACUGCCUCACCCACAAACCAAGCCUUUUGAAAACCCACCAAACAAUCAAAAAAGGCCUAAUGUGGUGAAAA
This is a messenger RNA of Capra hircus (goat), 2815 nucleotides long. It is a transcript of the gene IRGC, whose product is annotated as immunity related GTPase cinema. Gene Ontology annotation, molecular function: GTP binding; GTPase activity. Gene Ontology annotation, cellular component: membrane. Bases 1327 to 2727 code for a protein of 466 amino acids. The transcript has a single exon. The record is from RefSeq and is a predicted model, not a curated record. Lineage: Eukaryota; Metazoa; Chordata; Mammalia; Artiodactyla; Bovidae.